Laccaria bicolor S238N-H82 is the source of this 858-nucleotide messenger RNA. RefSeq lists its product as uncharacterized. The record is from RefSeq and is a predicted model, not a curated record. Lineage: Eukaryota; Fungi; Basidiomycota; Agaricomycetes; Agaricales; Hydnangiaceae. The transcript has 3 exons. Bases 1 to 858 code for a protein of 285 amino acids.
AUGUCAAGCACCAUUUCAAAGCUAACAGACCACAAAGUUUUGAUUUUCGACGUCUAUGGCACCCUUGUGGAUUGGGAAUCGGGUCUAUACGACGCGCUCCAGCCCCUUCUUUCACAAUUUCCAGCAUCGAGGCACUGGUCUCGCAAAGAGGCCUUGACAACUUUCAUAUCGGUCGAGGGUGACCUUCAAGCACAAUACCCCGACAUGUUAUAUUCCCAGCUCCUUGCCAAGCCUUGGCACACGAAGUCCUUGAAGAAAGGCUCAAAGCCAAUGGCGCAUCGACGUUAUUUGGCCCAUGCCGCCCUUCGCGUCCUCGCUGAACAUUUCAAGCUUGUUGUCCUUUCCAACGUCGACCGCACCUCUUUCCGACACACGCAUGCCCUUCUCUCCGAAGGCAUCGGCUCCAACCCCGACAUAGCGCUGUACACCUACCCCGACGACAAGCCACAUAAGUUCUGGCAUCCCCAAGCCACCAUGGGAUCUCAAUCUCCCUUUACUCUCAUUCUCACUGCGCAGGAUACCGGGUGUUAUAAACCGGACCUAGGGGGGUUCAACGCUGCAUUGGAGUAUAUUCGUUCAAAUCCUGCUUUAUUUGGAGAUCUUGGCCAAGAGGACGUACGUCCCUUUGUUCUGUCCGUCGCGCAGAGCUUGCAGCAUGAUCAUGUUGCGGCCCGUCGCCUAGGGAUGCAGAGCGUGUGGAUUGAUAGACAGAGCGCGGUGACUUGCAAUGAGCUUCCCAGGGAUUCUGAGGAAAUGCAAUGUUGGAUUUUGCGUUUUGAGACACUCGGAGAAAUGGCGGACGCUGUGAAGCAGGCUUCUAGGGUCGAACAACCAGUUGACGACCCCGCCAUCGCGUGA